This is a messenger RNA of Procambarus clarkii (red swamp crayfish), 3970 nucleotides long. The record is from RefSeq and is a predicted model, not a curated record. NCBI's taxonomy places the organism in Eukaryota, Metazoa, Arthropoda, Malacostraca, Decapoda, Cambaridae.
ACACAGGUGGAUCAGCUGAUCCUCGUCAGGGGGCGGAGAGGGAGGAACCCAGCAGGUGUGUGAGUGAGGUGUGACAGGUGUGUGAGUGAGAGGUGUGUGACAAACCUGUGUACAUGUGGUGGCUUAAUUGUAACUAGAUCUAGCAAGAGAAACUGACCGCAAGAGGCAACCAGACUCUUAACAAGGCAUCCCGGGUGUGAGAGAUCAGAAUAUGUUUGAGAGACAACAGUGAUGGACCUCCUUGCAGAAAACAAUGUAUGUGGGCAGGCAUUGCUCCGUCUGGUUGCACGGGGCAAUGCUAUUAUUGCUGAACUGAUGCGGCUGUCUGGCUAUGUUCCUCAGGUUUUCAAAUUAGCAACCAAGGCGGAACAGCAAAAAUAUGGAGACGUUGUUCUUGAUUUCACGUAUUUCAAGGCUUCGGAGGGAUUUAAUAAGAAAAUUGAAGAUUCAUCAGUCCUACUUGAUAUUGAUGAUGAAAUCCGUGAAAGCCAUAGCAACAUUUUAGGGAGAAUUUAUGCAGUAUUUGAGAGCAUUCACCGAUAUGUGACGGACCUUAUUAGUUUCUUGCAAGAUCUGAGUGAGGGGACGUUUAUUCAGAGAACUCUGGAAAACAUGUUCACCAAUGAGGAUGGGAAGCAACUUAUGUGUGAAGCAUUAUAUCUGUACGGAGUUAUGCUUUUGGUUGUGGACACUCUCUUUCCUGGCUUAGUGCGAGAGAGGAUCAUUGUUGCUCAUCACCGACACACUGGCCGAAAAGCCAGUGACACCAAUGUUGAUGAUGUGUGCAAGCUUCUGAGAUCUACAGGCUUUUCUGUCCUCCCUGGAAGCAAAAGACCUCUGAAUUAUCCAGAGGACUAUUUUAGGAGAGUUGAAAUGCCAAGCAAUUUCUUAAACUUAGUGCUGGGUCACUUACGAUCAGACGACAUCUAUCAUCAGGUGCAAGCAUACCCAUCACCAGACCAUCGGUCGACAGCAUUGGCCAACCAGUCUGCCAUGCUGUUUGUGUGUCUAUAUUUCACUCCUAAUACACUCCACUCUCAAACAGCAAAGAUGAGAGAGAUUGUUGAUAAAUUCUUUCCUGACAAUUGGGUCAUCAGUUACUAUAUGGGUAUGACUGUGAAUCUUAUUGAUGCCUGGGAGCCGUACAAAGCCGCUAAGCAAGCUCUCAACAACACGCUCGAGCUUUCAAACAUUAGAGAACAAGCAUGUAAAGUAAGUGCCAAAAUGAACAAGCUUGUUAAACAGACAGACCAGCUGCUUGCUGAGGGUGUCAUGAGUGAAGCCAGAGUCUUGGAUCACAGUAACAAGAUUCUCAACCUUCUACGAGAGUGUAACGUAACUCUGCGGUGGGCGGUACUGCAUACUGCUACCUUAUUAAAAGCAGGUGGAGAGGGGAAUAAACGUUGCAAAGUCACUCGAGAUCAGGUUGUGAGUGACAUGCAGUACUCCCCAAUGAUGGUAUUCCAGCUCAUGCUCAACACUGCCACACUGGAAAUUGACCUUAACCAAACAUAUAAGAGACUUGUAGAAGAAAAGUCAGUCAGAUGGGAGAAGUUCCAAAAGGAUGCUAAUGAACAUGUACUAGAACUAGCUGAGGUGUUUGCUGGGAGCCGACCUUUAGCUCGAGUAGCCAAGAAUGACCGCCUCAAUAAAUGGUUCAAAGACAUAGGAGAAGAAAUAUUGAGUCUAAGUCUGGAUGAUCCAGGCUGUGCUGGACGAAAAAUUAUUCAGUUGAUAAAAGCAUUGAAAGAAGUCAAGGAAUUUCAUGGUUUGGAAUCAAGUGCUGGUGUGGUGCAAGCAGUGGGUGAGGUAGUAUCAGCCCUCCAGGCCUUGGUGCGUGUAGCUGGAGUGACAGAAGACAACCUGGUUACCCUUUCUCUCAUCUCUGACCUCUCCUAUGCAUGGACUCUGGUUGAUGAAUACACUCCAAUUAUGCAGUCGGCCAUCAAAAAAGAUGCCGCCCAUGUGGCUAAACUUCGAGCCACAUUCCUAAAGCUGUCAUCAGGGCUGGACCUACCACUGUUGCGCAUCAAUCAAGCCCGCAGCCCUGACCUAAUCUCUGUUUCUGCAUACUAUUCAGGAGAUCUGGUGGCUUAUGUCAGAAAAGUCCUUCAAAUUAUACCCGAAACAAUGUUUGGCUUACUUGCGAAGAUUAUCAUGCUUCAAACAGAGAAAAUCAAGGAGGUCCCAACACGCCUUGACAAGGACAAAAUGAGGGAAUUUGCUCAACUUACAGAAAGAUAUCAGAUGGCUGAGCUUAGCCAUAGUGUUGCUGUGCUGGCAGAGGGUGUGGCAAUGAUGGAGACGACUCUGGUUGGUGUGAUCCAGGUUGACCCUCGUAGGCUUCUGGAAGAUGGAGUGCGUAGAGAGCUGGUUUUUCAGGUGGCACAAAUAUUACACGAAGGACUUACCUUCAACACAAAGGUCAAGGGCAGUGAAUUAUACAGACGACUUAAACUUGUAGGGCAGAAGAUGACAGGGUUCCGAACAUCAUUUGAGUACAUCCAGGAUUACAUCAGCAUGUAUGGAUUGAAAAUUUGGCAGGAAGAAUUGUCUCGUAUUGUUAAUUACAAUGUUGAACAGGAAUGCAAUCAACUCCUAAAAAAGAAAAUAUCUGACCAUGAAAGCAUCUACCAGAGUGUGGCCAUACCUAUUCCAAAGUUCUCAUCAGUGGAUACUCAGUCAGUAAAUUUUAUCGGCAGGCUUGUACGAGAGAUUUUGCGAAUUACUGACCCAAAAACUACAGUGUAUGUGUCACAACUGGGAGCCUGGUAUGACAGUAGAGCCCACACAGAGGUGCUCUCCAGCUCUGUUAUGGCAAAGGUUGAAUCCAGCAUCAGCACUGCUGGGUUGACAGGCGUGGAUAAGCUACUAGCCUUCCUGAUUGUUACAGAACUGCAGAAUUUGGUGCAUGAGAUAGAGGUCACUUGCCACAAGGAUGCUGCAGUGAAGGAGGUACUGAGACUGAUGGCACCUCAGCUCAGCCCCAGCACCCAAGUCAUUGUUCAGCCGAUGCGGCAGUAUGCUGGAUGGAUUCAACGUACUAGUAAGCUGUCUGCUUCUAUGCUUGACCGAAUUAUGCGGGUUGGUCAGAUGCAGAUCUUGAGACUUCAUGCAGCAAAUCGCCUCAAUGCAUCAUGUAAAUUUGAUGCAAAAUAUCUUGCUGCUGCUCUUAGCACCAUGAAUGAAUCGCUCAUGACAGAUGUGAAGCAGCACUAUGCUGAUCCCACUCGCCCAUAUCCUGAUGAUGAUGGUGCUCUUACGAGUGAGUUGAGUGUUUUCCUCGAGUGGUGUGGAAUGACUCAGCCCUUGGAGAGGAUCUAUAUCACCACACGUGCCUUGCCGCCACUCAGUUCUAUUCUCCUCCUUACUGUGGUUACUCAAAUUCCAAAAAUUCAAUAUGCCAGGUCAUUAGGAGGAUUAGUUGGCAUUAGAGGAACAGAGGGUGUAGAUGGUGAACUUCUCAUAGUUGGCCUAGUGACAGUGCUUCGUCAGUUCCACCAGGACAACACAUUGAGAUUCAUCCAACUCUUAGCGCAAUACAUAACUUCUAAUACAGCUCAUAUUGCUGCAAGUGCUGGAAAGACUGCAGAUCUUUCGCACGAGAUUGUGACGGGCUUAGCAGUACUGCAGGAAGUAGCACGAAAGAUGUCUGUAUCAAUGAAGACACUGUCCUUAUAUAUACCUCAACACCUACUUGCUGCUCACAGUGGCUAAGCUCCAUGCAUCAAUACAUGUUGUUUAAAUCUUUUUACUAUGUAUACUUGAACUGAAGAAGUCUUUUUAAAGAUGUGUAUAUAAGGUGUUUAUAUAUUUGAAUUGGCAUAAUAACUUGUUUACAUGUUAUACAAGUACAGUAUAGUACUGUCAUGUGUAUAUAUAUUAGGUUUAUAUACAGUAUUUAUUGCAUAUGUAAUAAUUUUAUGUAUUAUGUAAGUAUUAAUGUGUAUUAAUUAAAUUUUUACAAAUA